AAAAGUAAUUAAAAAAUUAUUUGAUCAAGAAAUUGAUUCCGAUGGGACGAUGGGUACUUAUAAAUGGCCAAAUAAUUUGGAAUUGAUUCAAUUUGAAUACUCGUACAACUGGUGUACGGAUGUAUUUGAUCCGUUUUAGUGCUGCGUUUUCUAGAUCUGUUCGUCAUGAUAGAAGACAUGGUUUUCAUCUUCUUGCUGGUUAUGCAACCGAGCACCGUAUUGCUUAAGGGUUCCAGUAUUAUUCCAAAUCAUAAUUCAUCUGCAACUUCUGAAACAUUUUUUCUGGAUGAGUCGUAUAGUUUAAAUGAUUUUGAAAAGGUUUUGAUUCAGCACAACAACAUUUUUGUGGACAAGACUAUGUUCAUUGUGGAGUUGAUUAAUCGUAUAGGAAAAUGCGAACUAAUCAGUCGUCCUUCGUGGUGGGGGAAAACCUUCAAUAUGGGAAUGACUGCGUCUUUUUUUGAUAUUCCACACCACGAAGAUGGCUCAGUUGAUGAGCACAAACGAAACAUGGUUAGGUCAUUUUUUGCAGGCGGAGCUAAAGUUGUGUUGCCAAGUAGAGAAUCACCCAUAGAAAUGAAACCAUUAAAAAUUUCGAAAAUUGAAAGCGCAAUGGACGAGAUCGGAAACCAUCCGACAAUAUUCAUCUCAUUCGUUAACAGUGGCAUAACAUACUCGUACGACGAAUUUAUCAUGAAUUUAGCAGAGCAAAUAACGACAUUAAUUCAGGAAAGACACUACGCCGCGUUUUUGCCCAAGUACUGUGAAUUUUGUUAUCCAGACAUGUGUUCCAUAUUACUAAAUAGUACCUCCGAAAUGCUCGCAUCCAGUCCACUUGGAACCUUAAGUCAUAGCGUAGAAAUAAUGACUUGUCUGUUAACACGCCAUUUCGGAAGUGAAACUGUCAUCCUAAUCGAUGAAUUUGAUUACCCGUUGAAUCGAAUGACAUACGAUAGUGAGGAUUUCAACAAGACCACAGAUUUUUUGAAAAGUUUUAUCGGUUGGACAUUCAAAGGUAGACCAACAACAGCCAGCGACAUAUACCGUGGUGUCAUAACUGGCGUACUUCAAUUUUCCAGAGUUGGAGUAUCAGCAGAAAUGUCAGUUUGUUGCGAUUGUAGCGUGCUACAACCACAUUAUAGCGAACAUUUUGGGUUCACCGAGGAAGACAUUCAAACAUUAUAUGAAAAGAAUCCCAACUUCCCACAUGAUCUGAGCCAAUUGAAAAAUUGGUACGAUGGAUAUACGUUUGGGGAGAGCCGGUUGUAUAACCCAUUGUCCAUUCGUAGGUGCUUCAUUUCCUGGCGUGUGGGCAGCUAUUGGAUUGAAAGCGUUCCAAUGGACCUCAGUCCACGAUAUGGGAAAAAUUCGCUGUAUGAACCAUUUAUGGUGGAUUUAUAUCAAAGUCGGGUCCAAAAAUUGUUUGUUAAUGUACCAGUGGAAGUUGAACUGGUAUCCGAGGUUGCUUACAAGGAUGUUACAAAAUCCUUGGAGUCUUUUUUAUCUCUUUUAACAUCACUGGGAUAUUUGACGUAUGAAAAACCAUCCGAAAACCAUCGAUUUAAGGUCCGGAUUCCAAAUAAGGAAGUGCGUGACUUUGGGUUUAAACAAAGUAUCAAUGUAUGGACAAUGAAAUAUGUCUGCGAGGAGUCUGUUAUAAUACGCGAUAUCCUUUAUGAAAUUUACAACGGCUUCACAGAGAAUGAUAUUGCUACCGUUCAAGACAGUUUGUCUCAACUGUUUUCAAAAAUCAACGAAACAGCUCCUGCGGAUAACCAUUGCGAUAUUGUUUUUGGAUUAUUGACUCAAUUCGACGAUAAAUGGGACUUGCAACGUAGUUUCAAGGUGAUUACUAUUUACAAACAAGUAACUUUUCAAUGUAGUAUUACAUUGCGAUUGAAGUUUGAUAACUGCUACAAUAUCAAUCCGAUAGCAAUAAAUUUUAUAUUAAAUGGUGAUUCUACAAUGGAACAAAACAUCACUGAGGCAAAACAUACUGGAGAUAUACAAAAAAUAAUCAAAGAUAAAGUAAUGGAUUAUUCGAAAAAAAAGGUUGCCGAGCUUAUGGAGAAAUCCAAGAUCAAAGCUGCAGAGCUUACAGAGAAAUGUAAUUUCAUCUGGCAUACCUGCAUUGUAGUUGGGAAAAAGAUUCUCUGGAUGUUCCCCCAUUAGAAAUAGGUACCUAGAUUAAAGAUAUAUUACCUGUAGUAAUUAUUAUUAUUAUUAUUAUUAUUAUUAUUCUAUUUUAUUUAUUUAUUUAUUUAUUUAUUUAUUUAUUUCAAUUUAAUAGAUUUGUUGUAGGGUAAAAGCAGGUAAUAUGGGGUUGCUAGAAAUAUGUGGUAUACCAUCUUUUUUCGUAGUCUAUGAAUGAUAUCCAACAGGAAAAAAUUUAAGGUUAGUUUUCAAAUGAUUCUAAAAUAAUCUAACCAGAUCCAAAAGUGAUUGUGGUCACAAAGUAGGUACUUAGUCUGACAGGGGUGGCAGCCUUUGUAUAGCAUAUGUAGCGUACAGUGCUACACAUGGGAAAAACUGGUGCUACACAUAGGAAAAAAGUACUACUUACACGCGAAGAAAAAAUUCUGGACACCCAGGAAAAUUUCCAAUUUAAGGAAAUUUUUCCAAAAAAUGAUAUUUUUUAUUUUUUUUAAAUCAACAUUGGAGCCUCCAGCAAAUUUUUAAAAGUUUGAAAUUCACACAAAAAUUUUACCCAGUAAAUUUGAAAAUUUGAAAUACAUUUUAUAAGCUAAUUUCAACACGCUGAAUCGAUUGAAGAUGCGUUCAAGUCGUUCUGGAGCCUCUAACUAUUCUAUGAAAAUUUCCGUAUCCCAAAACAUGUCAUAAAAUCUGUCGAAAUGAACUUCAACCUCUUAAAGGUGUUUAGUUUUCAAAAACUGCAAAAUCCGAAAAUCCAUUGAUGGCUUCAGAACAGCUCGAAACCAUCACCAAUCCAUUCGGCCGAGUCAUUCAAAUUCUGAAGUCUGGUGAUUUUUUAACAUUUUCUACAAAAAUUUCAAAUCGCACUGGAAGGGCUAAAAAUUUUGGUUACCUAAUUAACAGAUUGUUACGCUCCGGGGGGGGGGGGGGGGUAGUUUACGGUUCAAAAUGGUGCUACACGCGUAAAAAUUUGGGACUUUUUUUUACUUGAUAAACUCAGGUGGCGCUACACAUGAGAGAAUUCUAGGCUGCCACCGCUUAGUGUACUUUUUUAUCCGCUAGCGGUGUUUUUUUCAUGCAACUCCGAGAGUACCUAAGUAAUACCUACGUUAAGUUUUUUGAACAUUUUCCUAAAAAGUUUAUAAUAUGUAGAUAUAUUUUUUUUUGUAAUUUCAAGUAGCGUACCGGAAAGAAGUACGAUUUUACUAUCUACCUCAAAUUUUACUUUUUCAGUAAGCCGUUUUUUUCAAUAAAAAAAAAAUCUGCUGUUGAAAUUUUUACCUGCUGGUAAUUUAUAGGAUACCUACUUUGUUUUUUCGUAGAUUUUUCAGAAUUAUUCUGGGCCACAAACAGAGUUAGAAUGUAGAAUAUAUAAUGUAGAAUAUGUAAAAUUGUAAAGCCCACAAAUGUCUAUAAAAAAAAGAACCAAAAGACUAACAUACCUACUUAUGUACCUAUAUAAAAAUUGUGAAUUAAAUUCGUUUUUCAAUUGUU
Molecule: messenger RNA, 3648 nt
Organism: Planococcus citri (citrus mealybug)
Lineage: Eukaryota; Metazoa; Arthropoda; Insecta; Hemiptera; Pseudococcidae
Exons: 3
Coding region: 166-2172 (668 amino acids)
Source: RefSeq, a predicted model, not a curated record